Funneliformis caledonium is the source of this 960-nucleotide messenger RNA. NCBI's taxonomy places the organism in Eukaryota, Fungi, Glomeromycota, Glomeromycetes, Glomerales, Glomeraceae. The record is from the annotation of a GenBank genome assembly.
AUGUCUGAAGUAUUUCUUCAAGAACAAAGCUAUGGAAAAGAUCGAAUUCGACUAGUUAAGGUUAUCCGUACAGGAAAAUUCCAAGAAAUUGUGGAACUCACGGUACGCGUACUUUUAGAAGGCGACUUUACCGCCGCUUACACAAAAGCCGAUAAUUCACUUGUUAUCGCGACGGAUACAAUGAAAAACACGGUCUAUAUACUUGCCAAACAAUCAUCAAACGUUCAACACAUUGAAGUUUUUGCCACAGAAAUUGGACAACACUUUAUUUCGACUUAUUCUCACGUUUCCAAAGUCAAUGUUUGGGUAACCAAACACAAAUGGACAAGAAUGCUAGUUAAUGGAAAUUUACACGACCAUUCAUUCAUUAGGGAUGGAGAAGAUGUUAGAAACACUAAAGUAAUUAUGAUCAAGAAAGCUGAAUCAAAAAAUACGGCGGUUAAAAUUGAGUCAGGUCUUAAAGAUUUGUUGGUAUUGAAGACUACCGGAUCGGCAUUCUAUGGAUUCUUGAGAGACAAAUAUACGACCCUUACGGAAACCGACGAUCGUAUUCUUUCGACAAGUAUAGAUGCAACUUGGACUUUCAAUACUUCUAAUGUAUCUUCAAUUUCACAAAUCCCUUAUGACGAUAUUUUUAAUUCAAUUAGACAAAUUACUUUAGAUACUUUUGCUACAGAUAAUAGUGCAUCAGUGCAAGCCACUUUAUAUCUUAUGGCUAAAAUUGUUUUAGAAAAAUUUCAUGAGAUUAAUUCCAUCCAUUAUGAGCUUCCAAAUAAGCAUUAUUUUGCUUAUGAUCUUGAUAGAUUUGGAUUAAAAAAUUCAGGAAAAGAAUGUGAUGUUUAUUAUCCUAUAAGUGAUCCAGCAGGGUUGAUAACUGCAACUGUUGCAAGAGCCGAACCAAAACUUCGUGAGUCUUACAUCCAUACCGAAAACGGUGAUCAAAUAAAGGCAAAAUUAUAA